Mercenaria mercenaria is the source of this 1159-nucleotide messenger RNA. Its product is annotated as testis-expressed protein 36-like. NCBI's taxonomy places the organism in Eukaryota, Metazoa, Mollusca, Bivalvia, Venerida, Veneridae. The transcript is spliced from 5 exons. Bases 241 to 1071 code for a protein of 276 amino acids. The record is from RefSeq and is a predicted model, not a curated record.
GAUAUCCGUCGCAUAACCAAUGGAGUUUUCUGUAGUUCUUUCACGGACCAUUUAAUAAUUUCAAUGAAUUUAAAGUUCCAAUAACUUUUGAUAGAGACUCGAUUGUAAAACUAGCAUGCUUUAAUCGGCUAAACAUACACGGAUUAAAAACAAAAUAACAAAAACUUUCUGUGGCACAACUACAGGAAACAGAGUUUGUUGAAAUUAUAUAAAAGAGUAGAAAAUUAAAGGAAUAAAAUAAUGGCAAGAGGCCGGAGACAUGUACCGCCGGCGACGGAAGUCGGUAUCUGGUUUCAACAUCGUGGUGCACACUCAGCAAGCAGUUUACAGCGUCAGGACGCUACGAGCACGGGUUCCAUGUUGUCUGGACCAUUCCGGUCAUCCUCGGCACAGUAUCCCAUGCCACCACCACCUAAUUUUCAGACAAAAUCCGACAGAAAUUACAGAUUGUCAAACAGAUUUUCUGAGCAUGACAACAGGAACGCUUUCCAGAAUCACGGAGUUUACUUUGGCGAUGAAUAUACAAGCUCAAGUAUACGUCCAGCCUGGAUGUACCGGCUAGGCUAUAAUCUGGGACAAAACACAAGACAUCUAGGCCGAAACUUGAUAGACCCACAUCUGCGAUUACAUAGUACCGAUAAAGAUUACUUGAAACAUUUGGGACGUGAAGUAACCAAUUACGACUAUCAUUCAACAUACAAUAAGUCAUACCUUGGGCGAGACAUCGAGGAACCGCCUAGAUAUCGCAGAUUCUCUAAAUCAUUACCACCUGCUGAACAGGGAACUGUUCCCCUUUCAACAACAACAACAGCAUGGCUACCAACGGCUUCUCCCCAACAUAAAACGGACACACAGGUUUUGGCAGUGAGCCAAGAACCAUUUCUGAAGCAUAAUCCAUGGAAAUAUUCGUACAACCCAAAGAGGAACGUGUACCCACCAUACGAGCGCAGAUCUGAACCAGUUAUAGACAAUAUGUUUAAUAGAUAUGGCGCUGCUUUUAACAGUAGUUCAAAUUUUAAUUCUUCAGGAUUUAGUGGACUUAGUGCACUGGAGACAACAGGAUGUAGUUAGGGUACUGUUUGUGAUCUGCUCCUUUUCUUCGUUUAUUGUUAUAAAAAUUUAAACUUGAAAAAAAGUCAUAUGUAAAAAUCGACUUAAA